GCACGGGGGAGGGGCGGCCCUCGCGCAGCAGGGCGGGACCGCUCUCCGCCUGGGGCUCGGCUGCUGGGCAACCGGCUGGGAGGCGGAUCUCCCGGCUGCUGAGCAGCCGCGUGCGCACGUCGCCUGCGCUGCGUGCCGCGCCCACUUCGACGCCGCGUCCGCGCAUCACAUGUACGAGUACCUCGUCAACCCGAAAAAGUAUAUUCCCGGCACGAAGAUGGUCUUCGCGGGCAUCAAGAAGGAGAAAGAGCGCGCGGAUUUGAUCGCCUACAUGGCGACGUGUGGUUGA
This is a messenger RNA of Prorocentrum cordatum, 289 nucleotides long. The record is from the annotation of a GenBank genome assembly. NCBI's taxonomy places the organism in Eukaryota, Dinophyceae, Prorocentrales, Prorocentraceae.